Orbilia oligospora ATCC 24927 is the source of this 8178-nucleotide messenger RNA. RefSeq lists its product as uncharacterized. The record is from RefSeq and is a predicted model, not a curated record. Gene Ontology annotation, biological process: phosphatidylinositol phosphate biosynthetic process. The coding region runs from base 1 to 8178 and encodes 2725 amino acids. Gene Ontology annotation, cellular component: fungal-type vacuole membrane; endosome membrane. NCBI's taxonomy places the organism in Eukaryota, Fungi, Ascomycota, Orbiliomycetes, Orbiliales, Orbiliaceae. The transcript is spliced from 5 exons. Gene Ontology annotation, molecular function: ATP binding; metal ion binding; 1-phosphatidylinositol-3-phosphate 5-kinase activity.
AUGGACCGUACCAGCCAGCGUCGCCCGUCACUAGAUAGUAUAUCUUCAGUCCUUACGCCUUCGCAGCCGAUAGACCCAGCCGUUCUCGAUGAUAUCCAUGCCGUCGCUGCGAAUUCCCCCACUUUGACCAGCUUUUCCCUUACUCCCUCUCGGAAGAAGAUUACCGUUCCCGAACAGACAGGUCUAAAUCGCAUAUAUAGCUUGGUUAAAGGAGUUGUCGGGAGCAGUAAGGAUGGCCCCGAUUCCCCCUCACGGAAGUCAAGGCAUGAAUAUGCCGGUAAGAACGACGAUGCUGCCAGUAUUCGGUCUGGUUAUUCGCAUAUCGAAGCUACUAGUGAUCUCCCACAGCUAGUAUCCCCGACCUUUGCUACGAAUCCGUCAAAACCGGCCGAGUUCAGUCCCAUGAGUCCUUUCCAGGAGCUUAUAUCGCCUAUAAAAGGUCCGACUCGUAAAACUGCUAUGGUUGAACGGGCGGCAACUAGGACGCCACAACCUGAGGAGCGGGGUCGUCCCGUUCGGGAGAAACUUUAUAGCGACCUUAGUCGGGCCAAUAGCACCAGGUCGCUAAAUUCGACGGGACAAAGAACACCGGCGUCUGCGAAUUUUCCUCGUAUUGGGACACCAUAUCAGACACAGGCUCCUUUUGAAAAUGCAGACUCUCCGGCUGAAUUUGGGGACGAGCAGGAUUACGGCUCUUUCGCAACGUCCUUAAACGAAGGGUCCGCCGUUUUGGUAGAUGCGCAAAAUCGACAGGGCCACUCUCGGAGAGAGAGCUUGAUGAGCGUAGCAUCCGGACAAUAUGAUCCACUAGGAAACAAAAGAGUCGACAUCGAUCUGGAUAAUGUUGAGGAACAAAAUGAUCCGGAUAACGAUAAGGCUAGUGAAAUAUCAACCGACGAUGAUGAUGAUGUUAUUGAGAUGGGAGGCUAUCUGGGGAAGGUCUCAGGAUUGGGGAAAGCGCUCAAUGAUAAGAAUCUAGAGCUAGCAGCACCCAAAGCUGAACCUGUGACGUCAAAUACUACAGUCUCUGCAAAAGAGGGACGUAGAACAUCUACAUCCACAUCUGCAAUACAAUCUCCAAUCGUUGCAAGCUUUUCACCAAGCGCAUCACGACAUCAAUACCGGGCGUCCAUGGAUAAAACGAUGGAAAUCCCCACCGAAGAUUUAUUAGACAGAGAUGUCAUCGCAGAACCUCUUCCUCACCAUCCUUCCCUAAAAUCACCACUACUCGCCGCGGAAGAGGUUCCACAAGAGGACAUUUACCUUGUCAAAGAUACCGACUCUCAGGUUAAACCAAGCGCUAGCAGUCUCCUCGCCGCGGCUAUCCUAGACACCGACGAGACUGUUAGAAUCCGGAAACCCAGGUUAAAAACUACCACCCAGCACGGCCUCCUUCAACGGGGGUCGUCUUCGUCGUCUGUCGCAACCGGAACAACUACAACUGGUAGGGGAGACCAAGGGACCGUUGAAAUGUCCCGAGCUGUCGGAAACGAUACCUUCCCGACAACCGUACAAGGAUCAUCCAAUCUUUUCCAGAACGAGGCCAAAGUCGGUGCGACCCUCAGGCAGCUUCGACAAGGGAAAGGUUUAUCUAGAGACUUUUGGAUGAAGGACGAGAACUGUAAGGAAUGCUUUAUUUGCCAAAGACCUUUCACCACAUUCAGGCGAAAGCACCAUUGCCGAACAUGUGGUCAAAUAUUUUGCUCGAAAUGCACUACCACUGUCGAAGGUGAUAAAUUCGGCCACAGUGGCGGUAUGAGGGUCUGCAUUAAUCCAUGCCUUCAGAUUCUCGAGAACUAUCAAGAUGACGAUAGUUCCGGCACUGAAGCCAACUACUCAUUCAAGCCCAGUCGCCGGGUUCCUUCGGGUAAUGCCCCAAAGACUCCAAAAGGCGGCCGUCCAAAGUCCGGGGUAUUCGAUCCACAAACCAACACUCCUAGGAAGAGGCCGAAUAGGAUUGGCACCAAGCAAGGAGCUGCCCUGGACUAUGACUCUGGAGCACUGACUCCGAGCCGUCCGAGCAGUGCACGAUCUAUGCGGAGACCUGUCAGUUCUUACAACCUUUUCCAGCAGGUCCAGGCUCCCGGAACACCCACCGGCCGGAGUCAACACUCAAAGUCGACGGCCAGAUGGUCUAUCUUUGGUCAAGUUCCGAGUCCUGAGUCUAACGCUUCAGAAGAUCAUCGAGCCCCCUUCCAAGGUCCAUCAAAUGAAAUACUCAAAAACUCAAUUGCGAAAGAUAGUAUCAUUGACCCCGAGCUCGCCCCAUACAUGAGCGACGAGGAUGCUGAUGGUGAGGAUGAACCGAUGGGAAUCUUUGCUACUAUCGCUCCGAAAUUCCAAAGCCCCCAGGAGGAUGACAUGAUGAAACAGAUUACCGCCAAUACAAAUGCAUUAUCAACCUUACCAACGGACAAUAACGGGACCCCUGGGGAAGUCAAGACUAUCAGGCCUCCGACUCGUCACAAGAAAACUGUGUCGAUAUCCGCUAUUCUACCGCCUUCUAGUUCUCGAUCACACGGUAUAUCCGCUCCAUUGCAAGCCCAGUUCCAAGGACACCGAAGACGUAAGUCCGGGUAUAGCAUGGGCCCACAGACUCCAGUCGUUUCACAAAAUUACCUUGCACUCCUUCAAAAAUCUAGUCACAAGUCUCUCCUCACUCCGGGGAGCAGGAAUUCCUUCGGUGCACUUCUAGGAAAUAUUCCAGUCGACUACGGGUUCCUUAAGCAAUUGAAACCAAAGGCCGAACUGAAUACACCUUCUACCCAGCAUGUUAAACGACUUCUCCAUCAGAUGCUCGCGGCCGCCAAGAUCGACAACGUUAAGGCUUGGGAAAAUGCGUUGUUGCCCGCCAUCUUCAAAUGCACGGAUGAAGUUAAAUCGGAUGUUCGAAAUGGGGAGUCUAUCGACUUGAGACACUUUUGCAAGAUCAAGAGGAUUCCAGGCGGAAAGCCGAGCGAUACUCACUACGUUAGCGGUGUUGUUUUUGCCAAAAACCUUGCCCUCAAAUCGAUGCGAAGGACCAUUUCGCACCCAAGGAUUGUAGUUGUUGCAUUCCCUGUCGAGUACCAUCGGCACCAGGCUCACUUUAUGAGUCUCGAGCCAGUUAUCGCUCAAGAAAAAGAUUAUUUGAGAGCAAUGGUUAACAGGAUCCUUUCUUUGAAACCGAGCAUCGUGCUUGUGGAGAGAGAUGUUAGUGGACUAGCUCUUGAGUAUCUUCGGGAACAAAACAUCGCUGUUGCCAUGCGAGUCAAACCAACAGUUAUCGAAGCAGUUGCUCGGUGCGCACAAGCAGAUAUCAUCAUGUCGGCAGAAGAAACCACCUUUAGAUCUCAUCGCGUCGGGAAGUGCCUGUCGUUUGACGUCAAGACCUAUGCGCAUAAGGAUAUCGCAACCGCUACCAAUCGAAGAACCUACAUGUAUUUCUCGGGGUGCAGGGCCGAUCUUGGGUGUACUAUUGUCCUCCGAGGUGCGAAUGCAUCGGUGCUAGCCAAGAUCAAGCGAAUCACAGAGUUCAUGGUUUACGCCGUUUACAAUAUGAAACUGGAGACCACCCUGUUAGAGGAAGAAGGGGCUAUCAUUCCGGACUCCGUUGUCGAAGGGUCUUUAGAACGAAGUGGAACCCUGAAGCCUGAUAAGUUGGCUGAAAGCCUGAGAUUGAAUGCAGAUACGGCAGCCUGCGCUGAUGUCACAGCUGAAGCAAGGGCUAACGGCAACGUUAUUGCUGCUCAGAUCUCAGAAGAGCCUGUUGCUAUAGCUGAUGAAAAGGCUAGCCUGAGGGAAAUCGAGGAACCCAAACAAGAGGAGCCCCAGUCCAAUGACAGCCCAGUCGAAAAUGAAAAACCGAAGGCAAUGACCCAAUCUGGUACCCUGAUUCCAGAGUCCACAGAGGAUUACCCAGAGGACCUCCCGGCCCCUAACUACUAUAGCGAGUAUGUCAAAGAACACGAGAACAAAAUUCUUUCGGUUUCACCAUUCAUCAAAUUCGCGCAACCGCAUCUUCUUAUGAGAGCUCGUGACUUUGAGCGGCGUCUAGAGUUCCUCAAACGACAAAUCAAGCAGCUUACCGGACCCGAACUGAAUGUAGAUGCAAACGGCGAGGUAAAUGAGCCAUUCGAAUUGAUCACCCCAGAGAUGUUGCAUGGACAAGUCGCUGGCAAAAGCCGCAAAAUGAACGAACUAGUCCGUGCCGUCCACGAAGCUGAAUAUGACAAAGUCUUGUUUAUCUACGAAACUCAAAAGAAGCAAUGGGAAAACUAUCUUGCGCAGAACGAGGAUUUGUUUGACCCGCUUGAGCAUCAGCGUAUUGUCAUGCUGUAUAGUAUGAUAAGUACGGACACCUCAAUCCCCUGCCGUGGGCCCGAGAACAUCCUAUUCGAGUAUUACAACGAUCAGGACGAUGAUGAAGAGGAAUAUACUCGAGACAGAGACUAUUUUCGAGAGGCAGACUGUACUCUCGGGCAAUACGUCCAUGACUUAAUCCACACGAGAGACUACCUCUGUGAUACAGGCUGUGGAAAGCCAAUGAUGGAACACCACCGGUCCUAUGUACAUGGAGAAGCCAGAAUCAGCGUUCAGGUUGAGGCAUACCCGACACCAGUUAAGCCCGACACACCCGAUGAUAUUCUAAUGUGGAGUAUCUGCAAGAUCUGUGUCGAUAAGACGCCGACGACACCAGUUCGCAUGAGCGAUUCAACAUGGCGCUACUCCCUUGGCAAGUUUUUCGAGACUGGUUUCUGGAGCGUUGGACUGAAAACGCAAAAGGAUGGGUGUAUUCAUGAUCUUCAUCGCGACCAUAUUCGUUAUUUCGGGAUGAAUGACCAUGCAGUCAAGAUUGACUGGGCUCCUAUCGCCCUAAUGGAGGUCACCGUGCCACGACCGAAAGUUACCUGGAAGCCAGAACUUGAUUUGAAGAUGAAGAAUGAGAUUUAUCUCAACAUGAACAGCAAGAUCAACAAAUACUGGGACUCUGUUACCCAACGACUGGAUAGCAUCAACGUAGAAGCCGCCGUCGCAACCGAGAACAUAGAGGCGUGCAAAGCCGAAAUUGAGGCUCUUUUAAUCAGGGCUGAGGAAGAACGAAGCUGGCUUGUGGCAAAGCUCCAAGAAAAAUACACCGAUUCGCGGUAUUACGAAGUCAUCCCUCUCAACCGAGCAAUGCGAGCACUUCAAGAGCGAGUCUCCGAUUGGGAUAACGUAUUUUCAGACUUCUACGAGAAAUUCUUCCCGUCCGAGAAAGAUAUCGCGAGGAUGGCUACUGCCCAGCUUCGGAAAUUGUUCUUGGAUAGGAGUUCGACCUCGAGUACCGUACAUACCGACACUGAAUCUACGACUACAGCGGAUAAGGAGUCUAUACAGUCCGUUAUUAUGGAUGAUGGGCCUGGAAGUUCUCCUACGAGUGUUCGGAGGCCAUCGCAGAUGAGUCCAGAAACUGCACAGGAGGUCUUGACGUCCGUAGUUGAUGAUAAUACUAAAGGACCUUCGGAAUCUUUGGUAGACUCUAGACAGAAUAGUGUUUCGGAGCAUAUUGGGAAUCAAGCGGAUUCUACGGAACUCAAGGCUGAAAGUGAAGCAGAAAGGCCGGCGGAGUCUGGACGAGAUGAUUCUAGCUUGCAUGGGACAUCGCCAGAACUGCCUUCUAGCCCAGAGAUGACGAGAGCGAAUUCACUGUCUGCUAGCGUCCAGACUAUCCCAUCCGUCACCGAUGAAUCUUCGCAUCCUGUUAGCCCUGCUAAUAGCAGCCCGGUCCUUGAACGCUCGAUGUCUAAAUCGGUCGAGAAUACGGAUUCGCCAGCUACAUCUUCAAUGAUAGGAUCUCUUGAAAAUAGUCAAAGGCUUGAAGAAUCUAAAGGGCAUGUGGAAGACAAAGAUACGAAACAAGAUAAAAGCCACAGCGACGACCAUUCUGCCAGCGAUCAUACCCCGACAGCCGCGUCCGCUAUACCCGUACCAGCCAAGCCUUUAAAUCAAAGACGAAAAGGACCAAACCCUCUCCCACCCCCCGGCCGCCAAAGCACAAUCUAUGGAUCCGGAAGAACAGGUACUAGCGGAUCUACAAUUUCAACAGCCUCGACUACCCGAGCGCUUGGGCUCACACAAUCUAUGCGUCCGACCGAUCUUCUUAGAAAGAAAAGCGAAAAGACGGGCAAGAAGUUACAGAAGCCGCCUCCCGAACCGAAGCCUGACCGCCAAAAAGCCGAGAAAAUCAAGAUAUCAGACCGUAUGAGGCAUGUCACGACGACUCUCGCUGGUAAAGGUCACGCAAAACAGCACCCACAAAUGCAAAUCCCUCGCUCCCACCCCGGAACAACUUUUGGCUCUGGACCUCGAGUUUCUAACCUUGCUAAGAGGUUCGAGGAGCUUAGUAGGGAGUUCCAACGUGAGAGAGAAAAUAAUGAGAGAAGAACGUUGGCCAACCGACGAUCAAGGGCUUUCCCUGUGGUUUCAAUGAAACCAAUGGUGGAGGUCUUUAAGGAUAUCGAACAAGCUGCCCAGGAGGUUUCGGAUGAUGAAAUUGAAGAUGCGCCAGUUCCUGAACCGCAGAGUGUACCUGUCCCUGAAGCAAACAAAUUUGCUGAAGCUAUGGACGCAACUGAGCAUACUCUUCCUAGUCCAGAGGCCCAAGCAAAGCAACAAGAAGAGGAAGAGAAGACCGAAGAAGAAGCCAAGGAGGAACUACCCGAAGAAAAGGCAUCUGAGGAAACCCCCGGUGAACCAUCCGGAGAACCUCGACCAAAAACCGCAGAGCACGAGGUUGAGGCGAGUGAUACAGAGAUGUCGCUGGUUAGUGAUAGUGAAUCAUCCAAGAUAUUGUCUGCCGUCGCCGAAGAAGCUCUCAAGGUCCCAGAGGUAUCCGACGAGAUUAAAGCAGAGGUUGAAGCUGGCUUGCAGCGAAGUGAGAGAUCUUCGUUGAUGAAACUUUUGACAAACUUUUGGUCUGAGCGAUCCUCCAGCGGAUGGAGUGCCUUGGAUUACCCGCUUAUGCCAUCCGAUCAUGUCUUUAGCGAUUCUGACGUUAUCGUUCGUGAAGAUGAGCCUAGUUCUUUGAUUGCAUUUACGUUGGGUAUGCCUAGUUACAACUCAAUGUUGGCACAAUUGAGAGCGGAUGCUAUGAAUAGUCUUGAAAGCUCCGUAGGGACCAUCAUUCACGAAGGAACGACACAUCAUCACCAUGAGCACCCCAACGAACUUGAUCAUGCCGUUCAAAGAUCUUUACUCCGGGAGACAGGAACCCAUCUUCGAUACCACUUCCCCAGAGGUAAUGCGAGGAUGUACUGCAAGGUCUUCUUCGCCGAGCAAUUUGAUGCACUUCGCCGGAACUGCGGUGUCGCCGAUCGGUUUAUUGAAUCGUUGUCAAGGUGUAUCAAAUGGGAUUCGAAGGGUGGCAAGACGAAGUCAGUUUUCUUGAAGACUUUGGACGACCGUAUCAUUCUCAAGCAAUUAUCACCGAUUGAGACGGCCGCUUUCCUAAAGUUUGCGCCCUCCUACUUCCAUAUUAUGUCCGAGGCAUUGUUCCAUGAGCUCCCAACGGCUAUAGCGAAGAUGUUGGGGUUCUUUACAAUUUAUAUCAAGAAUCCAAAUACAGGGACGGAGUUUAGAUGGGAUUUGUUAGUGAUGGAGAAUUUGUUUUAUGACCGGAAGAUGUCGAGGACAUUCGAUCUCAAAGGCUCUAUGAGGAACCGAUACGUUCAGGAAACAGGCGAGCAGAACGAGGUGCUCCUCGACGAAAACAUGGUUGACUACGUCUGGAAGAACCCACUUUUCGUCCGAGAGCACUCCAAGAAAUUAUUACGUGCUAGCUUGUGGAAUGACACGCUAUUCUUGGAACGUAACCAAGUUAUGGACUACUCAUUAAUGGUGGGGAUUGAUGACCAGAGAAAGGAACUCGUGAUUGGGCUUAUCGACUGUGUCAGAACAUACACGUUUGACAAGAAAAUUGAGAAUUAUAUCAAGUCGACGGGUAUCGCUGGAGGGAGGAAUAAGCCCACUAUUACGAGUCCUAAGGAGUACAAGCGAAGGUUUAGAGAAGCGAUGGAGCGGUAUGUGUUAGAGGCGCCGAACUGUUGGAGACAACCAAGAGUCACUUGGUUGAAUCCUGUCGGUAUUCCGUUUGCUGCGAAGAAACAGCUCGAGGAGGCGCAGAAGAGGGAACAGGAGAUGGCUGCUGGAGCGGCUUAG